UCCGCACCCGCCUCGCCCCGGCCGGACCUUCCGCGGGCGCCGCGCCAUGACCCAGAGCCCCGGGUUCGCGCCCCGGCGCGCCGGCUCCGUCCCGGGAGCCGCGGCGCGGCGCCACGACAGCCAGGACCGCCUGCUGCUGGACCCCGAGCCCCGCGACCCGGGCGGCCCGCGCCCGCUCGGCCUCGGCUACGACCCCGGCCCCCGGGCCGCGGACGGCAGGCUGACGCGGCGGCGGCAGACGGCGCUCCGCGAGAAGGGCCGGCGGCUGGGCACGCGGGGCCCGGCGUACAUGUUCAGCGCCCGCGCCACCAGCCUGUCCCCGGACGAGGAGCGCUUCCUGGACGCGGCCGAGUACGGCAACAUCCCGGUGGUGCGCCGCAUGCUGGACGAGUGCGCGGCGCUCAACGUCAACUGCGUGGACUACAUGGGGCAGAACGCGCUGCAGCUGGCCGUGGCCAACGAGCACCUGGAGAUCACCGAGCUGCUGCUGCGCCGCGAGAACCUGGCGCGCGUGGGCGACGCGCUGCUGCUCGCCAUCAGCAAGGGCUACGUGCGCAUCGUGGAGGCCAUCCUGGGCCACCCCGCCUUCGCCGAGGGCCGCCGGCUGGCCACCAGCCCCAGCCAGUCGGAGCUGCGCGAGGACGACUUCUACGCCUACGACGAGGACGGCACGCGCUUCUCCCACGACGUGACGCCCAUCGUGCUGGCCGCGCACUGCCAGGAGUACGAGAUCGUGCACACGCUGCUGCGCAAGGGCGCGCGCAUCGAGCGCCCGCACGACUACUUCUGCAAGUGCGCGGCGUGCGGCCAGCAGCAGCGGCUCGACGCCUUCAGCCACUCGCGCUCGCGCAUCAACGCCUACAGGGGCCUGGCCAGCCCCGCCUACCUGUCCCUGUCCAGCGAGGACCCGGUCAUGACCGCCCUGGAGCUCAGCAACGAGCUGGCCGUGCUCGCCAACAUCGAGAAGGAGUUCAAGAACGACUACAAGAAGCUGUCUAUGCAAUGCAAGGACUUCGUGGUGGGCCUCCUGGACCUGUGCCGGAACACGGAGGAGGUGGAGGCCAUUCUGAACGGGGACGUGGAGUCGCGGCACGCCGGAGACCGCGGCCGCCCCCAUCUCGGCCGCCUGAAGCUCGCCAUUAAGUACGAAGUAAAGAAAUUCGUGGCGCAUCCCAACUGCCAGCAGCAGCUCCUGUCCAUCUGGUACGAGAACCUCUCCGGCCUGCGGCAGCAGACGAUGGCCGUCAAGUUCCUGGUGGUGCUGGCCGUGGCCGCCGGGCUGCCCUUCCUGGCGCCGCUCUACUGGUGCGCGCCGUGCAGCAAGAUAGGGAGGAUCAUGCGCGGGCCGUUCAUGAAGUUCGUGGCCCACGCGGCCUCCUUCACCAUCUUCCUGGGGCUGCUGGUCAUGAACGCCGCCGACAGGUUCGAGGGCACCAAGCUCCUCCCCAACGAGACGAGCGUGGACCACGCGCGGCAGCUCUUCCGCAUGAAGACGUCCUGCUUCUCGUGGAUGGAGCUGCUCAUCAUCGCCUGGGUGAUCGGCAUGAUAUGGGCUGAGUGUAAAGAGAUCUGGAUCCAGGGCCCCAAAGAGUACGUCUUUGAGCUGUGGAACAUGCUGGAUUUCGGCAUGCUGGCGAUCUUCGCCGCCUCGUUCAUCGCCAGGUUCAUGGCGUUCUGGCACGCCUCCAGAGCCCAGAGUAUCAUCGACGCCAACGACACGCUGAAGGAUUUGAGCAACGUCGCCCUGGGAGACAACGUGAAGUACUACAACCUGGCCAGGAUCAAGUGGGACCCCUCGGACCCCCAGAUCAUAUCUGAAGGCCUGUACGCCAUCGCCGUGGUGCUGAGCUUCUCGCGCAUCGCUUACAUCCUGCCGGCCAACGAGAGCUUCGGGCCACUGCAGAUCUCCCUGGGGAGAACGGUGAAGGACAUCUUCAAGUUCAUGGUCAUCUUCAUCAUGGUGUUCGUGGCCUUCAUGAUCGGCAUGUUCAACCUCUACUCCUACUACAUCGGCGCCAAGCAGAACGAGGCCUUCACCACUGUGGAGGAGAGCUUUAAGACGCUCUUCUGGGCCAUCUUCGGGCUGUCGGAGGUGAAGUCGGUGGUCAUCAACUACAACCACAAGUUCAUCGAGAACACGGGCUACGUGCUGUACGGGGUGUACAACGUGACCAUGGUCAUCGUGCUGCUCAACAUGCUCAUCGCCAUGAUCAACAGCUCCUUCCAGGAGAUCGAGGACGACGCCGACGUGGAGUGGAAGUUCGCCAGGGCCAAGCUGUGGUUCUCCUACUUCGAGGAGGGCAGGACGCUGCCCGUGCCCUUCAACCUGGUGCCCAGCCCCAAGUCCCUCUUCUACCUGCUCGCCAGGCUGAGGGCCUGGCUCUCCCGGCCGUGCCUGCGGCCCAAGACCCGCUUCCGGGACGACGCGGAGAGGAGCCAGAGAAAAGAAGAAAAGGAAUUUGGAGUUUUGGGAAGUCACGAAGAUCUUUCCAAGCUGUCCCUCGACCAGAAGCAGCUCACGCACAAUAAACAACCAAGUAUAAGGAGCUCGGAAGACUUCCACUUAAAUAGCCUCAAUAAUCCUCCAAGACAGUAUCAGAAAAUAAUGAAGCGGCUCAUCAAAAGAUACGUGCUGCAGGCGCAGGUGGAUAAGGAGAGCGACGAAGUGAAUGAAGGGGAGCUGAAGGAGAUCAAGCAGGACAUCUCCAGCCUCCGCUACGAACUCCUGGAAGAAAAAUCUCAGCACACGGAAGACCUGGCAGAACUGAUUAGGAAGCUCGGGGAGAAGCUGUCCUUGGAGUCACAUCAAGAGGAAAGCAGCAAAAGAUAAUACAGAUCCUUCCUUAGAAAUUCCUAUUUAUUUGUUCACUUGAAGCCAUAUUGUUUUCCGAUAUAUUUUUGUUAAGUGCCAAUGAUAAAGAAAAAAGUGACAUGACAUCAUGGGCUCUCCUGGCAUCUGGAAUCCCAGUGUCGAGUAGCUCCGGUGAUUAAGUCUCAUCA
Molecule: messenger RNA, 3000 nt
Organism: Perognathus longimembris pacificus (Pacific pocket mouse)
Lineage: Eukaryota; Metazoa; Chordata; Mammalia; Rodentia; Heteromyidae
Gene: Trpc6
Product: transient receptor potential cation channel subfamily C member 6
Exons: 13
Coding region: 47-2830 (927 amino acids)
Biological process (GO): calcium ion transmembrane transport; manganese ion transport; regulation of cytosolic calcium ion concentration
Cellular component (GO): membrane; cation channel complex
Molecular function (GO): store-operated calcium channel activity; inositol 1,4,5 trisphosphate binding; protein binding
Source: RefSeq, a predicted model, not a curated record